This is a messenger RNA of Ceratina calcarata, 3671 nucleotides long. It is a transcript of the gene nito, whose product is annotated as RNA-binding protein spenito. Bases 359 to 2722 code for a protein of 787 amino acids. The record is from RefSeq and is a predicted model, not a curated record. The transcript is spliced from 5 exons. Lineage: Eukaryota; Metazoa; Arthropoda; Insecta; Hymenoptera; Apidae. Gene Ontology annotation, molecular function: RNA binding.
CGAGAAGCCAAACGAAGGGGUGUCGUCGUUUGUGUUUGCUGCUGUGUUCCAUAAAAAAUAAACGUGAAAAACUGAUUCGGAAGGUAUCGUAGAAUGCGGGCGGAGUCUUUGGACGUAUCCGGGAAUCCAUAAGCAACGGGAAAUGCGCGACAACGGAAUUUGAAACGUGUAUCUCAAUAUAAUCGACGAGUGCGGGUCCGGAAGUGUUUCGCGGCCGCCAUUUUGUGCUGUGUGCUGUGUGAGAAGCGUAUGAACCCGCGCUGAAACUGAGCCCUUGUCCCUUCCUUUCUGUUGCCGGUUUAUUUCUAUCCGCAAAACAUUCAUUUGCUCGAUUACGAGGGAUUGAAAAUCAGCGUUGAUGAUCGGGAUUCCGAGGGACGAUAGACACAAGAUCACCGUGAAGAUACGCAACAACAUGAAGAGGAGCUCGAGCCGCGACACACCGCCUCCUAGGGUGAAACGCAGCAGAUCCUCGAUGGGGAGAUACGACGACUCUAGUGACGAGAGAAUCACUCCCGAGCGUAUACGUCGACGCAGCCGGGGCGCCCGCAGUCCUAGCCCACCAACUCGAGCCUCGUCACAUACCCGCUACGUCGAGUCUGGCUCUCAUCGCGAUGAUUACCUCCGAGCGCCCAGAGAGCUGCCCCCGGAGCGUCCUUACAGCUACAAGGUCCUCUGUAUCAGCUCUAUCCACCCAAAGGCCAGUGAUGAAGUGAUCAAAGAUACCCUCUACCGAGAAUACAAGAAAUUUGGUGACUUCUCCAUUAAAAUCUCCCAUGAGCUCGACGAGAGGGUCGCUUAUGUCUGCUUUAGGAGCUCCGAGGAUGCUAGAGAUGCGAAACACGCGAAACCUAGGAUUAUCAUGUACGACAAAGUGGCUCUCGUCGAGCCUGUUUACGAAAGACCUGAUUACAGGAGACCCCGGAGCAUAACUCCGCCAGUUUAUGAGCGUUACUACACGAGGAGUCCUGGCCCUACUGGCGACAGGCACCGUCCCCUGGAACGUUACGAGCGCGUUUACGGUCCUCCGGUGGGUUUACCACCCCCUCAUCGAGAGAUGCGUCGGGAAGCAAUCCCACCUCCUCACCAUGAGUUUGUGAGACCGCCGAUUCACCACGGACCGCCCCAUGUGCACCCCGGCCCUCCACAUCACUAUGGGCCGCCAACCAGACACAUGAUGAUCCGACAUCCGGUUCAUGGAUUCGAACGGGUCGAGAACAAGAAGGACAAAUUCCCGAAUUACCUGCACCACGUGUCGCCUGAAGACGAUCCUCUGGCCACUAGGACUUUGUUUGCUGGCAAUUUGGAGAUAAACAUCACCGAGGAAGAGUUGAGGAGAAUAUUCAGCAAGUACGGAAUCGUCGACGAUAUCGACAUAAAGAGACCGCCACCAGGUACGGGCAACGCUUAUGCGUUCGUCAGGUUCCAGACCUUGGACAUGGCGCACAGGUGUAAGGUCGAGCUAUCCGGGCAGUACAUCGGCAAGUUUCAAUGUAAAAUCGGCUAUGGGAAGGCGACGCCGACGACGCGAAUUUGGGUGGGUGGUCUGGGUCCGUGGACGUCGGUGCCACAGCUGGAGAGGGAGUUCGACAGGUUCGGUGCGAUCAAGAAAAUCGACUACAUAAAGGGAGACAGCAACGCUUACAUCCUGUACGAUUCGAUCGACGCGGCGCAGGCCGCGGUGAAAGAGAUGCGUGGAUUCCCACUAGGCGGCCCGGAUAGGCGUCUACGGGUUGACUUCGCAGACGUGACGCCCGGGUUCGGGUUCAAACCAAGAGGCCCUUACCCCGAGGACACUGGAGAGUUCCGUCCCAGCAGGCCGGUCGACUACGAGCCGGCUUACGAUCCGUACCCCGACAGCGAGUUCGGAUACGGUCCGAGAGGUUUUAGAGGUAGAGGCUCGGCUCCCUGGCACGAGAGACGCGGCGGUGGUGCUCGCGGCGGCUACAGAGGAAGCUAUCCCGACAGUUACUUGAGAGAUCAGGAGGCCGACUGGAGCUCUUCGAGAAGACCACCGCCGGAAUUGGAGUAUGAGACCGGGAGAAAUCUGAGGCGGUCGUUGAGCAGGGAGCCCGGGGUUGAUCGUUCCCGAUCCAGGUCCCCUCGGAGAAGGCAGCAGCAGCAGCAACAACAACAACAGCAACAGCAGCUCGACUCGGAUUCGGACUCGGAAAAUGCCCGCACGGGGAUGUUGUCGAGCUCCCGCACGUUGCCCGAAGUCGCCAGGAAAGCUCAGGCCGUGUGGCAAGGCGCGUUGAUACUAAAGAAUUCUCUGUUUCCAGCGAAGUUUCACCUAACUGACGGCGACGCGGAGAUAAUCGACUCUCUGAUGAAGGACGAGGAUGGCAAGCACAUGCUAAGGAUCACGCAGAGGCUGAGACUCGACCAGCCAAAGCUGGACGACGUCUCGAAACGUAUACAGACGUCCAGCUCGCACGCGAUUUUCCUAGGGCUAGCCGGUUCGAGCAACGUGAUCAGCACCGACGAUGCGAACGUCCAGACGAGACCGUUAAGGAACCUGGUUUCGUACCUGAAACAGAAGGAGGCGGCCGGUGUGAUCUCGUUGGUGAACAAGGACACUGAGGGCACCGGGGUGCUAUACGCUUUCCCGCCGUGCCCGUUCUCCACGGAAUUGUUAAAGCGCACUUGCCCGAGCCUCAGCGACGAGGGAUUAAAGGAGGAUCACUUGGUAAUUGUCGUCGUCAAAGGCGGCAGCGCUUAAAUCUUUAUCUUUCGCAACUGCGGAUAUGUCGUAGGACGGUCGCUCACGGUUAGCACGCGAUGACCGGGCACAGGUAUGUAGACAGAGAGCAAGCUCGACGACAUUCUUACGAACGAGAAACAUGGCAUCGUAUAAAAUAUCCGCAGUUCGAUUAAAGAUCAGUUAUAUACUUAUACAUACUAUAUAAGAUAAGAUAAGCGUCCCAAGUAUCGGCCGGAGCGUUCGAUGCAACGUUAUCAAUUAUUUCUGUACAUCAAUCGUAAUCCUUUUGUUUAAAAAAAAGAAUAUUCAUCGUUCGUAUGGAACGCUCUACCGGUCGUCUGUAUUUGGGUACGGAACUCAGCCGAAAAUUUCCACAGGCAACGAUUCGAGCUAAGAUUAAACUUAAUUAAGAUCAAUUAUAUAAAUAUAUAUAUAGAUAUAUAUAAUGAUUAUGCUAAAGUACUUGUAUCAUAUAAUCGCACUCAUCUUCUCGCUUGCUUGCUUUCUUCCUUUCUUCAUUUAUUUCUCUCUUUAUAUUUGAUCAUUUUUUAUUGAAACACGUUUGUAUAAUCAUUAGCCGGCCCUCGUCGUCGUCAUCGUCGUCGUCGUUACGUAGAUCGUCCAAACUAUGUAUAACGAUGUCAUUAUGAUUACAUAUGUGCGAUACGUACGAUACUUAUAUACAUAUAUAUAUAUAUCUACGUAAAUAGUUGAAUAGUUUGUAAUAAGUGAAGAAGAUAGUAGUUUCGUGCGGACAAAAGAAGUGAAUUAACGACUUUUCCGAGAGUGACUCGCCGUGUGCUCCAGUGAUAGGAACGAGAAUUGGGACAGUGAGGUGAAAAACAAACGCGGGGAGAGAGAGUAAUAAUUACAAUCGUGUACAGUGUGACGAGAAGUAAAAUGUAAUCGCAUACGCAAUACAGUGUUUUCCUCGUGCUUUCUUGACGCUCUUUUCAAAAAAAAAAAA